GCUUCUGAUCUGAUCCUGUCGCACGGGAUGAGACCCGAAUUAUGGUUUGAAAUUGGUUCGGCGUUGGCGUCGUCGCUAGCAGCAGCAGUAGUAGUAGUUGCAUUGGUUAUAAUAGCGUUGGUCUCGACAUUUCGCCUCAUACGCGUUUCGGCCUCUGCCUUGUCAACAGCGUACGGAGAGCCCGGUGCAUUGUGGGUAAUGUUUAGAUCAUGACGCAAGCGCACAUCAGUGCACAGUCGGGUCUCGGAAAAUGGCGUCAGUUAAGUUUCUCGAGGAAGCUCUCAGUACAGAUGUUGAUGAAUCUGCUGUAAGUGCAAUCGUCGGGUCGUUGGAGAACCAGCUCGUAACUUCCGCCCCUGCCGCCCCCAAUCAGGCCGGCAAUGCGACGGUCCUCAACCAAAACCACAUAAAUAGUGCAAUAUCAAACGGCGGGACAAUUCCCUCUCAGAAACAUGGGGCCAUAGCUAACGGUGACACGAUAAAUAGUAUCACAGGUGUAACGACGGCGCAGGUAGCCACAGGAACAUUGAACAACGCAACUUACAAUACGACAGUCAACAAUUCAGAUGGCAAUAAGUCUACGGAGCCGGUUAACAUUGUCUAUUCCCAGGGAAGCCAAGCGAUGACAAGCACAGGCACAAUCAUCUCGAAUCGUGUCUCGUUCCCUGCUGCACAGAACGUCCAGAAUGGGACGAUCGGUCUGUCGCAGCUCGCGCCACAGACCGUCCUCCAGACGUCGUCCACGUCGAACGUACAGACGAUACAGGCUAAGCAGCCCACCCUUGUGAUAAAGACUAGUGCUGCUGGUGGUAGUGCACAGGGUUUAGUUACAGUGCCCAUGAAUGUGACAACAAAUGUGUCGCAGGUCAAUAAUGUAGGUAGCACAACCACACAACCCCCCAAUAUCCUGUCCAAUCUCCAGGUACUUAAUGUGCGCCCCGGGGUCCCCGCACAACCACAGAAAGGCCAACCGGCACGGGUUGUGCUCAGUGCACCACAGUUAGUUGGGGCCAGGCCUGGAACACCCCAAUUAACAUUACAAAGUUUGCAAGGAUUGCAACCUGGACAGCAAGGACACUUACUGUUAAAGACUGAAAAUGGUCAAUACCAAUUGCUACGAGUCGGACCUGCUCCCACAGGUGGAGUCAGCAUUGCUGGGACUACUGGUGGUCAACCAGUUUCGUUUCGAAUGCAAACAGUACCUGCUCAAUCGGCGGCGGCAGCGGCGGCGGCAACGACAACACCCGCAACGAUUUCAACAACAGGUGCCACACAACAAGUUACUGCGGCGGCACCAACUGUUGUUAAUACAACACCAGUUCAGAGACCGGCUAAUGAUAAUACCAAAGAAAAGUGUCGCAAGUUCCUAGCUAAUUUACUGGAGUUGUCCAGUCGAGAGCCGAAAUCUGUCGAGAAGAAUGUGCGGAUGUUAAUUCAGGAUUUGAUCGACGCGAAAGUGGAGCCCGAGGAUUUCUGCGACCGACUAGAAAGACUGCUCAACGCAUCCCCACAACCGUGCCUAAUUGGAUUUCUAAAAAAAAGUCUGCCGUUAUUGCGACAGUCUUUAGCCACAAAAGAAUUAACCAUAGAAGGAAUCCGUCCUCCACCCACAAAUGUGGUUUACUCGCUAGCUAGUGGAACGCCGACGAUCCAGACGCAAGUCAGGCCUGCCUUAGCCGCGUCCCAGGUGAGGUUGGUAGCACCCGGCACGACGGUCGUGAGACCAGGUCUGGUUCAGCAGAGGGUCGUGACUCCUCUCAGGGGUGCAAUCCAGCAAACGAGAAUGUUGACGACGAUACGACAACCGAAUGCGAAUCAACAAGUAAUAGUGUCGAGCUCACAACCACCUGCCUUACAUCCCGUAUUCCCUAGUAACCAAGUAAUGAGAACUGCCUCCGGAUUGAACAUUGUCCGGCAGCCGAUACAGGUGAAGGCCGGUACUCUGACUCAGACGAGGCCGCAGAUGCAAAUCCGCACCACCUAUCCAGUGGUCACGAAAAACUUGGUAACGAACAUUAAGAUGACCGGAACGAAACCCGUAGUGCCUUCGAAUAUUUCUAAAUUAGCAACCAAAGACAAAGAGAAGAAAACAUUUUCCUCUGCGUACACUGGCGACGACGAUAUUAACGAUGUGGCCGCUAUGGGCGGAGUUAACUUGGCCGAGGAAACGCAACGGAUUUUGGGUUCGACGGAAUUUGUCGGUACACAAAUCCGGUCUUGCAAGGAAGAGUUCUUUUUAAACAUGAAUGCGCUUCAGCAUAGGAUACGGUUGGCCGUUGCCAAACACGGCCUCGACGAGCCCAGCAACGAAGUCGCCGCCGUCAUCUCGCAUGCAGCGCAGGAACGUGUUAAGAACCUUGUCGAAAAAUUGGCAAUCAUUACUGAGCAUCGAUUGGAAAUGGUUAAAAGUGAUCCUCGGUAUGAAGUCACCUCAGAUAUCAAAGGUCAGUUGAAAUUUUUGGAAGAAUUGGACCGAGCGGAGAGAAAACGUCACGAAGAGAUGGAGAGAGAGAUGCUUUUGAGGGCAGCGAAGAGCCGUUCGAAAACUGAGGAUCCUGAACAAGCAAAACUGAAAGCAAAGGCGAAGGAAAUGCAGAGAGUGGAAAUGGAGGAAUUGCGCCAGCGAGAAGCUAAUGCCACUGCCCUGCAAGCCAUAGGUCCCAGGAAAAAACCAAGAUUAGAUGGAGAUGCCGGAGUCGGUACUUCUCAGGCAAAUACUGUUUUCAAUAGCGGUGCUAGAGGUCAGUUGCCAUUAAAACAGCGUAUGAAGAAGGUAACACUUAGGGACUUGCAGUUCUUGUUUGAAACUGAGAAGGAUCUGUGUAAAAGUACGCUGUUAUAUAAGUCAUAUCUUAAGUGAUGUACGGUUCUCAUCAAUGUUGUGAUAUUCGGACAAUUCAGACGAUACAUUGUUUUAAAAAAAUCGCGUAAAAAAAUAUAACAAAAAAAAAAAUGAAAAUAAUAAUAAGGAAAAGCAGAGAAGGACGAUAGACGGAGCGAGAGUAAAAAAUUGUGUUCUAUAUUAUAUUAUAAAUAAAUUAUUCUACUUUUUAAAAAACAAUAACAUCUGAAUAAAAGCGGAAUAUACGGUUA
Molecule: messenger RNA, 3093 nt
Organism: Nicrophorus vespilloides
Lineage: Eukaryota; Metazoa; Arthropoda; Insecta; Coleoptera; Silphidae
Gene: Taf4
Product: transcription initiation factor TFIID subunit 4
Exons: 8
Coding region: 251-2860 (869 amino acids)
Biological process (GO): DNA-templated transcription; transcription initiation at RNA polymerase II promoter
Cellular component (GO): transcription factor TFIID complex
Molecular function (GO): protein heterodimerization activity; RNA polymerase II general transcription initiation factor activity; DNA binding
Source: RefSeq, a predicted model, not a curated record